Sorex fumeus (smoky shrew) is the source of this 3257-nucleotide messenger RNA. It is a transcript of the gene DHX16, whose product is annotated as DEAH-box helicase 16. Gene Ontology annotation, cellular component: intracellular anatomical structure; catalytic step 2 spliceosome. The transcript has 20 exons. The record is from RefSeq and is a predicted model, not a curated record. Gene Ontology annotation, molecular function: RNA binding; ATP binding. Lineage: Eukaryota; Metazoa; Chordata; Mammalia; Eulipotyphla; Soricidae. Bases 49 to 3183 code for a protein of 1044 amino acids.
GCGUCUGGCCGAGACCCUUCGGGGCCGCUGACGGGAGCAGCAGCGGCCAUGGAGACGGCGGCGGGGCUGGAGCGCUGGGUCCAGGACGAGCUGCACUCGGUGCUGGGGCUGAGCGAGCGGCACGUGGCCCAGUUCCUGAUCGGUACCGCGCAGCGCUGCGCCUCGGCCGAGGAGUUCGUGCAGCGCCUGCGAGACACCAACACUCUGGACCUGGGCGGGCCGGCGCGGGACUUCGCCCAGCGGCUCUGGAACAAGGUACCCCGGAAGGCAGUGGUAGAAAAGCCAGCGCGGGCAGCUGAGCGAGAGGCCCGAGCUCUGCUGGAGAAGAAUCGAUCUUACCGGUUGCUGGAAGACAGUGAGGAGAGCAGUGAGGAGACCGUAGGCAGGCCCGACAAUAGCCAGCAGAAGAAGCGGAAGAAGCGGAAACACCUCAGGAAGAAACGGCAAGAGGAGGAGGAAGAAGAGGAGGAGGAAGAGGUCUCUGAUAAAAGGAAGAAGACAGGGGGGAGCGCCCCGCAGACAGAGAAGCCAGAGUCCGAGGAUGAGUGGGAGCGGACGGAGCGAGAGCGCCUGCAGGACCUGGAAGAACGAGACGCCUUCGCCGAGCGGGUACGGCAGCGCGACAAGGAUCGGACUCGCAGUGUCUUGGAGCGGUCGGACAAAAAGGCUUAUGAAGAGGCUCAGAAGCGCCUCAAGAUCGCCGAGGAAGACCGUAAAGCCAUGGUCCCCGAGCUGCGGAAGAAGUCCCGCCGCGAGUACCUGGCGAAGCGGGAGCGGGAGAAGCUCGAGGACCUGGAGGCCGAGCUGGCCGACGAGGAGUUCCUCUUCGGCGACGUGGAGCUGAGCCGCCACGAGCGGCAGGAGCUCAAGUACAAGAAGCGGGUGCGUGAUCUGGCCCGCGAGUACCGUGCUGCCGGAGAGCAGGAGAAGCUGGAGGCCACAAAUCGCUACCACAUGCCGGAGGAGACCCGGGGACAGCCGGCGCGUGCUGUGGACCUCGUGGAGGAGGAGUCGGGGGCCCCGGGAGAGGAGCAGCGGCGCUGGGAGGAAGCCCGGCUCGGGGCCGCCUCCCUGAAGUUUGGGGCUCGAGACGCGGCUUCCCAGGAGCCCAAGUACCAGCUGGUGCUGGAGGAAGAGGAAACCAUUGAGUUUGUUCGGGCCACUCAGCUACAGGGUGAUGAGGAGCCAUCAGCUCCCCCGAUGCCGACCCAGGCUCAGCAGAAAGAGUCCAUCCAGGCCGUGCGCCGCAGCCUGCCCGUGUUCCCGUUCCGCGAGGAGCUCCUGGCUGCCAUCGCUGACCACCAGAUCCUCAUCAUUGAGGGCGAAACAGGCUCCGGGAAGACCACCCAGAUCCCUCAGUACCUGUUUGAGGAGGGUUACACAAAGAACGGUAUGAAGAUUGCGUGCACCCAGCCCAGGAGAGUGGCAGCGAUGAGUGUGGCUGCGCGAGUGGCCCGGGAGAUGGGUGUGAAACUCGGGAAUGAGGUUGGCUACAGCAUCCGCUUUGAGGACUGCACGUCAGAGCGAACGGUCCUCCGCUACAUGACCGACGGGAUGCUGCUCCGGGAGUUCCUCUCUGAGCCUGACCUUGCAAGCUACAGCGUGGUGAUGGUGGAUGAGGCUCAUGAACGGACCCUCCACACAGACAUUCUCUUCGGGCUGAUCAAGGAUGUCGCUCGCUUCCGACCAGAGCUCAAGGUCCUGGUGGCUUCAGCCACUUUGGACACUGCCCGUUUUUCUACUUUCUUUGAUGAUGCCCCCGUCUUCCGAAUCCCUGGUCGCAGGUUUCCUGUUGACAUCUUCUAUACCAAGGCCCCGGAGGCUGACUACCUGGAAGCCUGUGUGGUGUCAGUGCUGCAGAUCCAUGUGACCCAGCGCCCUGGGGACAUCCUGGUGUUCCUGACAGGACAGGAGGAGAUUGAGGCGGCCUGUGAGAUGCUGCAGGAUCGCUGCCGCCGCCUGGGGUCCAAAAUCCCUGAGCUCCUGGUGCUGCCCAUUUAUGCCAACCUGCCUUCUGACAUGCAAGCUCGAAUCUUCCAGCCCACACCCCCGGGAGCACGAAAGGUGGUUGUGGCGACGAACAUCGCAGAGACAUCACUGACGAUCGAGGGCAUCAUUUACGUGCUGGAUCCAGGGUUCUGUAAGCAAAAGAGCUACAACCCCCGCACAGGCAUGGAGUCACUCACGGUCACGCCCUGUAGCAAGGCCUCAGCCAAUCAGCGAGCGGGUCGGGCAGGCCGGGUGGCAGCCGGGAAGUGCUUCCGCCUCUAUACCGCCUGGGCAUAUCAGCACGAGCUGGAGGAAACCACAGUGCCCGAGAUCCAGAGAACCAGCCUGGGCAAUGUUGUGUUGCUGCUGAAGAGCUUAGGGAUCCAUGACCUCAUGCAUUUUGACUUCCUGGACCCUCCUCCAUAUGAGACUCUGAUGCUGGCACUGGAGCAGCUGUAUGCUCUGGGAGCCCUCAACCACCUCGGGGAGCUUACCACGUCUGGUCGAAAGAUGGCAGAACUUCCCGUGGACCCAAUGCUGUCUAAAAUGAUCUUGGCCUCUGAGAAGUAUAGCUGUUCAGAAGAGAUCCUCACGGUGGCUGCCAUGCUCUCUGUCAACAACUCGAUCUUCUACAGACCCAAGGACAAAGUGGUCCAUGCAGACAAUGCCCGUGUCAAUUUUUUCCUCCCGGGUGGGGACCACCUGGUUCUCCUAAAUGUCUAUACACAGUGGGCUGAAAGUGGUUACUCUUCUCAGUGGUGCUAUGAGAACUUUGUACAGUUCAGAUCAAUGCGCAGAGCCCGGGAUGUGCGGGAGCAGCUGGAGGGACUCUUGGAACGUGUGGAAGUUGGUCUCAGCUCCUGCCAGGGGGACUACAUCCGUGUACGCAAGGCCAUCACUGCUGGUUACUUUUACCACACAGCAAGGCUAACUCGCAGUGGCUAUCGCACUGUGAAACAGCACCAGACAGUGUUCAUUCAUCCCAACUCGUCUCUCUUCGAGGAACAGCCACGUUGGCUGCUCUACCAUGAGCUCGUCUUGACUACCAAGGAGUUCAUGAGACAGGUACUGGAGAUUGAGAGCAGUUGGCUUCUGGAGGUUGCUCCCCACUAUUACAAGGCCAAGGAACUAGAAGAUCCCCAUGCUAAGAAGAUGCCCAAAAAAGUAGGCAAGACACGAGAAGAGCUAGGAUAAAGAGAAAAGGCUCUAAACAGCCUGACAUCAGCUCCUUUCCUUCUGUACAUUAAUAUCUUUUAAUAAAAGUAUUU